GACAUGACGUCAGUACGUGCUUGAGCCUGCCCGAAAAUGCUCUCCCGUGUUGUUGGAUUUCGAAAGAGAGCAAGACUUUGCGAUGAAAUAAUACAUUUUUACCCGUGUGGAAAACAAAAGCAAACCGCAUGUUUUUAAACUGGAGUUAUUCGCGUUCCCAUUAAGUGGUGAAACGGUGUUUUUUGGGGGGACUCCGACGGGAAGUUUGUGUGAUCGUUUUUUCCCGGAGUGAUGUCGAAUCCUGGGACUCGGCGGAACGGGUCCAGCAUCAAAAUCCGACUGACAGUAUUAUGUGCCAAGAACCUCGCUAAGAAAGACUUCUUUCGCCUGCCAGAUCCAUUCGCCAAGGUUGUGGUGGACGGAUCGGGUCAAUGCCACUCUACAGACACAGUCAAGAGCACACUGGACCCCAAAUGGAAUCAGCACUAUGACCUCUACAUUGGAAAGACGGACUCCAUCACCAUCAGCAUAUGGAACCACAAGAAGAUCCAUAAACGACAAGGGGCGGGCUUCCUGGGCUGCAUACGACUGCUCUCCAACGCCAUCAGCAGGCUAAAAGACACAGGAUACCAGCGUCUAGAUCUAUGUAAGCUGAACCCGUCGGACAGUGACGCGGUGCGGGGGCAGAUAGUAGUGAGCUUACAGACGAGAGACCGCAUCGGCAGUGGAGGUCCCGUGGUGGACUGUAGAGGACUGUUAGAAAACGAUGGGCCUGUGUUUGAGGGAUGUUUCAGUGAAGAGCCGCUGCCCUACUCGGACCCCACCGGGGCGGCAGGGGGCGGGAACUGUCGACUUGACUCACCCGGUCAGGAGGGCCGCCUUCAGACGCAGCGAAUCAGAGGGCAGGACUCAAGAGGCCAUGGCCACACCCCUCAGAACAGACCGCAUGGGCACCAACCGCCUGACCUGCCGGAGGGAUACGAGCAACGGACAACAGUGCAGGGCCAGGUGUACUUCCUUCACACGCAGACGGGCGUCAGCACCUGGCACGACCCUCGGAUACCGCGGGACCUGGCCAGUGUGAGCUGUGAGGAGCUUGGGCCGCUGCCAGCGGGCUGGGAGGUCCGGAGCACGGUGUCGGGCCGGAUCUACUUUGUGGACCACAACAACCGAACCACGCAGUUCACAGACCCGCGCCUACACACCAUUAUCAGCCAGCAGUCCCAAGCGAAAGAGUCCUCACAAGCCCCCCAGAUGGACGUGGGGGGCGAGGAAGGGGUAGUUGGCGGAGGAGUCGGCGGAGGAGACGGAGACGUGGCGGCGCGCUACGAGAGAGACUUGGUCCAUAAGUUAAAGCUGCUCCGCCACGAGCUGUCCUUGCAGCAGCCUCAAGCAGGACACUGUCGCAUAGAGGUGUCCCGGGAGGAGAUCUUUGAGGAGUCAUAUCGGCAAAUAAUGAAGAUGAGGCCCAAAGACCUGAAGAAGCGUCUGAUGGUGAAGUUCAGAGGAGAGGAGGGCCUUGACUAUGGGGGCGUGGCCAGGGAGUGGCUGUACCUGCUGUGUCAUGAAAUGUUGAACCCCUAUUACGGCCUGUUCCAGUACUCCACAGACAAUAUCUACACACUACAGAUCAACCCCGACUCCUCCAUCAACCCUGACCACCUGUCAUAUUUCCACUUUGUGGGCCGCGUGAUGGGCCUGGCCGUUUUUCACGGUCACUACAUCAACGGGAGCUUCACGCUGCCCUUCUACAAACAGCUGCUAGGCAAACCCAUCCAGCUCAACGACCUGGAGACCACCGACCCGGAGUUGCACAAGAGCCUCGUGUGGAUACUAGAGAACGACAUCACUUCAGUCCUCGACCACACAUUCUGCGUGGAGCACAAUGCCUUUGGGAAGUUCUCACAACAUGAACUCAAACCUAAUGGCCGCAAUAUCCCCGUCACUGAGGACAACAAAAAGGAAUACGUCAGGCUUUAUGUGAACUGGAGGUUUAUGCGUGGAAUAGAAGCCCAGUUUCUGGCUCUACAGAAGGGAUUCAGUGAGCUCAUCCCCCAGCACCUCCUCAAACCUUUCGACCAUAAAGAACUUGAGUUGAUCAUCGGUGGACUGGGGAAGAUCGAUCUUGCGGACUGGAAGACGAACACGCGGCUGAAGCACUGCACAAGCGAAAGCAACGUGGUGCGGUGGUUCUGGCAGGCGGUGGAGGCCUUCAGCGAGGAGAGGAGAGGACGCCUCCUGCAGUUCGUCACGGGCUCCACCAGAGUCCCUUUACAAGGGUUCAAAGCACUGCAGGGUUCUACAGGUUCUGCAGGACCAAGGCUCUUCACCAUCCACUUGAUAGACGCCAACACAGACAACCUGCCCAAGGCUCACACAUGUUUUAACCGGAUAGACGUCCCUCCCUACGAGUCUUACGAGAAGCUCUACGAGAAACUGCUGACGGCUGUGGAGGAGACCUGCGGCUUCGCUGUGGAGUGACCGAUCCACAAACCAACGGUCACGCUUGCACUUGCACACAAACUAUUUGACUUUUUACAUAUAUAUACACACAGACAUCAGCAGAAUAUCAAGUAUACACGGAGUAUACGGAGCGGCCAAGCAUCACAACAAACACGCGGCCUCCUGCCACCCCUUCACCACCGAACUGUUGGCGGUUAAAGGAGGAAGCACAGCGGGAGAGGAGAGGAUUAAAAAGAAGAAGAAGGAGAAGAAACGACAGACAAAAAAAUAAAGUAUUUUAAAAUUUUUCAGAUGUUUUGAAGAAGCAUUUUUAUCCUUCAGUUUUAACAAGCUAUGAUGUCAUUCUUCAGAAUGUCUACCACCACAGCGAAUUUGACUCGAGUCAAAAAAGGACAGAAUCGGCCAAUCACGUGCGAGCCUGGGAGCAGAGACCUUGAAUUCAGACGUGUGAAGAACAAGGCGGAGACUGAUUGUCUGUCUGUCUGUCUGUCUGUCUGUCUGUCUGUCUGUCUGUCUGUCUGACGAGCUGAUUGAGUAGUAUUCAUGCUUCAUGUUUAACCACUGUCGUGUACCAGAACGUGUGCAUGUACGUGUGAUUUUGUGAGAGUGUGAGUGGGAGUGUGUCGGAGACUGUGUGCGUGUGUGUGCGUGUGUGCG
This is a messenger RNA of Anarrhichthys ocellatus (wolf-eel), 3060 nucleotides long. It is a transcript of the gene smurf1, whose product is annotated as SMAD specific E3 ubiquitin protein ligase 1. The transcript has 18 exons. Gene Ontology annotation, biological process: proteasome-mediated ubiquitin-dependent protein catabolic process; protein ubiquitination; negative regulation of BMP signaling pathway. Gene Ontology annotation, cellular component: cytoplasm. The record is from RefSeq and is a predicted model, not a curated record. Gene Ontology annotation, molecular function: SMAD binding; ubiquitin protein ligase activity. The coding region runs from base 232 to 2421 and encodes 729 amino acids. NCBI's taxonomy places the organism in Eukaryota, Metazoa, Chordata, Actinopteri, Perciformes, Anarhichadidae.